GCCUGUUACAAAGACCUGAAUCUUUGAACAGUGCCUUGUUUUCCUAAUGCUCGAGUUUACCAUAUUGUGGACUGGGUUUAUAGACUUUUCGGAGGGACUUGUGAGAAUGAAGUGGUCAUGGUGCACAUUGGUUCUAGCACUGGAAAAAAUGGCUUUAUCCCAUGAUUCCCUCUGUUAUUCCAUUGUGGAUAUACGUCUUCUUCGUGAAUACCUUGGAUCUUAUACACCUGCCCUACAAUACUUCAGUUUUGUGAUGUCCAUUGUGAUCUGCCUGGUGGGAUUGGUAGGAAACGCAGUUGUUAUCCUGUUUCUUGGAUUUAUCAUGAAGAAACACAAAUCUAAAUACUGGUUCCUAAAUUUGGCUCUUGCUGAUUUCUUGGCUCUCCUGACCUUACCGCUCCAUGCUAUCUCAGUUCUUAAAGGCACCUGGACAUUUGGGACACACUUUUGUAAAUUUUAUCUCUUCUCUUUAUGUGCCAAUAUGCACGCUAGUAUUUACAUUCUUAUUGCUUUAAAUAUUGCCAGAGUAUUGUCUGUAGCAAAACCAAUGUUCCACCUCAGAUUUAUCUCCCAACGUGUUUCUCUUUGGAUCUGUUCUUUGAUAUGGGUUAUCACAGGUCUCUCCUGUCUCCCAACAUUUUACUUUAGUGGUGAAGUGAAAAUUGGAGAAUCCACACUAUGCAGCUACUUAGGUUGUAAAAGUUUUAGUUCUGUAGUAGCCAACUAUGGGUAUAAUGUGAGCAGUGAGAACGCUACGAUAAGCAUCUUAAUGUCAGAAAUCUACACCAAGUUGAACCCCUUUUUUGAACAAUGCUCUUCUGACACAUGUUGUGGUGGUGAGGAGACUCUAAAUUUUUGGAACCAUUUGAUAUUUACAUCAAAGCGGUUUGCGAUAGUGUUUCUUAUCAUUGGAUAUUUUAUUCCCCUUGGUAUUGUAAUAUCAUCCAAUUUAAUUAUAGUUGUUCGUGUGAGAAAAUCCAAGACUGUUAAUCCCCACAGGCUCUAUCGAAGUGUACUCGUGAUCAUCCUGGUGUAUUUCAUAUCGUGGACUCCAUUUGUCAUAGCACUGACUAUGUUAUUCAUUUUUUUUCUCAAUAUGACCCUCAUACCCAUGUUUAAUGUCCUUAUAUUUAUGCCACUUUUGAUCACCAUUGCUUAUACAAACACCUGUUUGAACCCUAUUGUGUAUGUGUUGAGUGGUGGGAGAAUGAGAACAGAACUUUCUGAUUUUAUAUGUAGUUUCAGAAGUAACAAUAAGUGAAUGGGCAAUAUCAUAUUAUAUCAUCUGGAUACUACCAUCCAGAUGUGAUCCAUUUAAAUUUGACUGUUCAGUAUUUAAACUGUGUUGGAAUAAUUAUUGAAUUGCUUUGCAAAUAUGGGAAAUUUCCUAGCUUUAACUAUAUAAGGUAAUAAGCCUAUCUGUCUACAUAUCUGACCAGCAGAAGACAACUCCAUUAGAAGCUGACUUUAUGGUCUGUAUAGAGGAUGGGCCCUUAGAAUAAUUUCCUCAGAUGGGAAAAACUUAAUCUGACACUUCCUCAUUUCUUUUUUUAUUUACAUUGCAUUGCAACUCUGAGUAAACUAGAUAAUGAUGAGCUUGGUGUAAAAAAUUAAAGGGGUACUCCGCCCCUAGACAUCUUAUUCCCUAUCCAAAGGAUAGUGGAUAAGAUGUCUGAUUGUGCGACCUCUGUGAUUUUCUUGCAGCACCCGGCCUUCUAGAAUGCUGCGUAUCCUUUGGAUAGGGAAUAAGAUGUCUAGGGGUGGAGUACCUUUUUAAGGAGGCAAAGCUACAGAUAUAAGCUUUUCAUUGUUAUUGUUUUGCUACUGUUUUUGUGAUUCCUGUACUUUUCUAGUGACUAAUACAGUGAUUUGUAGGAAGACACAUACCCUGCACUUCCUGCAUCCAAUAAAAAAUCUCCAGAAUACGUGUGUGACUUCCUUUAAUGUAUUUUUUGGAGUGACACAGACAGAGAUAUUUCCCAUGGGUCAUUUCUUAGAAUUCAUUAUAAGCAUA
Molecule: messenger RNA, 2014 nt
Organism: Hyla sarda
Lineage: Eukaryota; Metazoa; Chordata; Amphibia; Anura; Hylidae
Product: C3a anaphylatoxin chemotactic receptor-like
Exons: 2
Coding region: 47-1261 (404 amino acids)
Biological process (GO): complement receptor mediated signaling pathway; phospholipase C-activating G protein-coupled receptor signaling pathway; inflammatory response
Cellular component (GO): plasma membrane
Molecular function (GO): G protein-coupled receptor activity; complement receptor activity
Source: RefSeq, a predicted model, not a curated record